Molecule: messenger RNA, 1701 nt
Organism: Funneliformis geosporum
Lineage: Eukaryota; Fungi; Glomeromycota; Glomeromycetes; Glomerales; Glomeraceae
Source: the annotation of a GenBank genome assembly
AUGUCCUCUCCAGUUUCAACUUCAACAAUAAUUUCUGAAGAUUCAACCAUAGAUUCGGAUUGCUCUUCUCUUGAUUUCGAUCGUACAUUUGAGGAUUCUUUUGUCACAACCAAUACUUCCGAACAGGUGUUCGUUCCUUCAUUAAUGCAAAUCGAUGAAGGAUUGAAAACCGCGUCAGAUACGAUGAUCAUUGGUAAUGAAAUACUAGAAUCAAACGCUGGAGAGGUUUUAAGUCAAGAUUCAAUUAACGUAGAUCGAAAUGGCAAAGAAAUGAACCAGGUUUCAAAUACAGUAUCUUCUCUUUAUGAAAAAGCAAAGGCAGACGGAAGUCUAAACCAUUCACAUCUAGAUAAUGUUAAUACAAUCAAAGGGGUUCCUGAGAUAAUUGAGGACAAUAAUAAUUCAGAAGCGACAGAAACACGAGACGAAAUUCAACAGUCUUCAGCUAAUGACGAUCGAGAAAAAGCUCAUAAAGUUGAUAUUACUUCAUCGCAAGCGAAACGAAUUGCAUAUACGCCAAUAAAUUCUGACGAGCGAGCAGACAUACUCGACGAUAAUGAAACUACUUCAAAUUUUAUAUUCUCCCAAAAUGUUGAAAGUGAUUUUAUUCAUGGUAAUUCAGCGGUUCCCGAUCUUGAUACGUCGUCACCAACCCCUGUCAAUCAAAGUAGAUCUGAUAAUCCUUCAGUGAUUUUUACUGAAAUUAGUCCGAAUAUUAACAUUUCUUCGCCUGUUGAAGUUAACGAUAAUACACUUGUCAACGAUGCAGACGAAGAAAGGUUGAUCUCAAAAAUUGAUAAAAUCUUGUCUGAUAUCUUUAAUAAAAGUCCCGACUAUGGAAAUUACAGAACUAUUCCAAAAGUACCAAGGCAGCGAUCACUUAGUGAUAACGCUUAUACUGUUCCAAAUCUGUCUGGUGAUGAUAUUAUUCUUGAUCAUAACAUGGAAAGUGUUGAAAUUCAUCAAGGCGAAAAUGAGUAUAGUUCUGAAUUACACGAAAUUAAAUUUGAAAAAGGCAAAAGUGAUCAUAUUAACGAAGAAUUUAUUGACAAAAUGAAAUUGAAAGAAGAAUCCAUUAGGAACGCAUAUAGCGGCAUUACUGUCGCUCUCAAGCAUCAAUUAAUGAUGUAUAAUAAUCUCCGUGAAAUCAUACCAGAAUACGUUCGAAGGCCGGUAGAAGGUAGUAUUGGUAUUAUCAGAUUUAGUUUAGAUCAAGCGGAAUGCGUAGAGCCAUCGGACCUAAUGCAAGAUGUACUUACCCCUCAAGAACAUAAUUGUGUUAUUACAUCAUCUACAAGUCCUAUUGAAGGAAGUAAUGGUAAAGAUUAUUUGGUUAAGGAACAAUUUGAGUCAUCACAGAAAACAAAAGAUAUAAAAGAUAUAAUAAGUUCACGGGCAAAAAAAUGGCAUGAACUUCCAGCUGAUAUAAAGGAACAUUACCAAAAGAAAGCAAAACGACUACGACAAAAAUACUCUCAAAACCAAUUGGGACCACCACAGCAACAACCACACAUCGUAAAACCCGGAAAAGACGAAAGUGAACUUUUAACUGUUGCUGUUCCGAAAUUUUCUCUGAGGCCAGUAAUUCCAAUUGUGACGAUGACACAAUCUCAAUAUAUUGAUUUUACCCAACAUAAACAUCAGGUGGAAAUGAAAAUCACUUCGAAAGUAGGAAAACAAGAUCAUUCGGUUUUGAAUUAA